GAAAGUAGACGUCUAAACUUUGAAUUAUACACUGCUGAAAUUACAUUUACGUUUUUACUUCUUCGUUAAAGAUUAAAAUCUGUCUGAAAAUACUUUUCCUACAUUCGCGAAUUAUAAGAUAAUAAGUGAUAAUCGAACAGUAAUUCUAAGUUACGUAAAUAUGGAAAAAGUGUCACCGUUCCGCCCAAAAAUCAUGAGUAAAAAAAGAACUGCUGGAGAUGGAAUGGAAUCUGAUGAGAAAAUCAUUGAAAAUAAGUCUACUGCUGUUGGAACAACUGAAACUUGUGUCCCCGAAAAACAAAAGACAUGCCUUCUUCCGGAGCGUUUAAUUCAGCUUUAUCCCAGUAAUGUGAUAAGGUCGGAUAAAAGAAGAUCAAUUAAUACGAAAACUCCAAAGUUUGUGCCUUACGAACCGUACCCGGCUGCCGUGAAACCUAUAACUACGCAAGCCUAUUCCAAAACAAAAAAAUCUAGAAAUAAUAUGGACAUAAACACUCUUAUAUCACAAAUGGCGCAGAUGAAUACUAAUUUAAAUGAGUUUAAACCGAGGCCCAAAUUGAAUUCUGUUGGAGACAAGUUACCCGUAGAGGUUAAAACAAAUCCUGAAAAAGAUGAACUUCAGAAGAAAGUCCUUUUUUUAACAAAAGAAAAUGAUUCUCUUAAGGAACAAUUAAAACAACAAGUUCAGGUCAACAAAGAACUUAAAACGAUGCUAGUGGCUUCAAUGGGUGAAGAUCUUGAAACACAAGUUCAAUCAUUAAACGAGGAUAAGAAACAUUUAGCAAAUGCAUUACUAAACUCAGCUCAACAUUUGUCUACACAUCAGGAACAAACAGAAUGGUUAGCUGGUCAAUGUGAAGUUUGGAGAAGUAAAUUUCUUGCAAGCAGUUUGAUGGUAGAAGAAUUAGCAACUUGCAAGAAGCAACUUAAUGAGAAAACGGAAAAUCUUCAACAAGCUAUUAAACAACUUUUAGAUGAAAAAUGUAGAGUAAGAGAUAUGUUGCUUUGCACAUACAAAAAUUUGUACAGUCUACACGAAAAGUGGCUUGAAAAUGUCACAAUUUCAGAAUACACUGGUAGUGGUAGAUUAUACAAUCGUCCUAUUGGGAAUAUGAACUUCAAUGCGACAUUACCACAUUCAGGAAACGUAAUAGACCUUGCUUGUGUCAACUUAAAAUUGUCUGAGAAUCUAAGCAGUUCAGUUGAAAAGCAGGACAUAAGCCACAUAAACAGUUUACCAACGAGGACUGAAGGGGAGAAGAAUGCUGAAAAUGUUAUGGCAAUGCCAUUAGAUAUAAAAAGAAGCAAUGAAGUCUCAGUGAAUGCAUUAGUUCAUCACGCCUACAGCAGUAGUGGUAAUACAGUUCGUCCAGUGGCCUCUUGUGUCCAUUGUAAUGGAAGAGUUCAGUUGUUAUAAAACAAUGUCAUCUUGAAGAGAAAAAAAAAAUUAUUUAUUCUGUGACGCUCUACUCCAAACCUCUGUAAAUUACAAUUAGGUUAAAGACGAUGAUACUAAAAGCAUAGUUCCAUAAAAAGGAAAAAAUAAAACUGAAAUUGUUAUUUUAUAUUGCCAUAGAAUAAUUAGUGGGUAGCAUAGCUGCUAAGCUAAGCGCACCCGAUUUUACUGACGUCUGUGUUCGACCGCUUACCAUCAAAAGGCCUUAUACUCUUAUAUCUACAACAGCAUUCCCUAUGUUAAGUUGCCAUUUAUGACAUUUUGAAUUCAUUUUAUUAUUCAUAUGACCGAUUACUGAGAUGUAGAUAGACUGACUAUCAUUUUCAAGUAGUUUUUGCGUCGCUAAAUUCAAAUAAUUCCCAGGUGCAAAUUACAUUAUUUAUUAAAUACUUCCUUAAACUUUAAAAAAUCUAAUUUUUUCCUGUGAAUUUUUAAUAUUAUAAAACUGUUCUCACUUGUCCCUGAUAAAUAGUUCAAUAACAAGAUAACCCUAAGAUAGAGUAUAAUUGUUAAAAUAAAUUUGAAAUUAAAUCCAUUUGCUAUAAUUUAGCAAUUUAAAAAUAUCCUAAAGUUUUUGUAAACAUACUAUGUUGUUAUUAUUAUACAUAUUUUGUUUUGCCCAGUUGGAGCAUCGGGUAAUGAAAACUCCAGAGGGUCACACUCACAAACAAGUUUAUUGGAUAAUUUCGUUAGUAACAGUUAACAUACUUAUCCCGAGUUCGAAAGGAAUGGCGGCGAGUGGCGAGAGAGGCGGGCGUACAUGCGUGCGUACGCUUCGAUGGGUGCGGGAGAACCAUAGAUUAUACACUUAAGGGUGAACAGCCGAGUCAGAAAGGGCCGCGUGCGGCGCGCCAAAAGAAAUCCCGCGCGCAUUACUCGAGUCGCGCUGGGAGCCGAAAUCGAGAGGUCCUAAUUGGUCGCGGCUACCGUUUGGGUUGCUGUAUACUCCCCUUCUAGUCCUGAAGAACGUCCUCGCUCCUGGACUAGGACACUAUCAGCCUUAGCUGGACGUCCACGUUUCCUCUUAGGAAUCAUAGGCUUGAGUAAGGAGUCUUUGUUACCAUGGCAACAGGUACGGUCUUGGGUAGGCUAUUUCCUUAAUAUAACCUCACUCUGUUCGCUAAUAGCGGUUGUGUAAGUCGAAGGACAAAUUUUUUGGGCAAUAAUAUAAGGACUAUCGCGGCGUGGGAAAAACUUGGCAGUAAGGUCCUUCGACCCUUUGCUGAGAAGGUAGGACUUGACGAGAACCUCUCGCUCAGUGGUUGAAUAGUUUCGCUCCGCCGCGUUGAGGAGACGGCUAGCGUACUCGAUUGGCCUCUCCUGAUUUCCGUCACCCUGUAAUAGAGCUGCGCCUAAGGCGUAGUCACUUGCAUCCGUGCGCAGGAUGAAGGGGCGGCUAAAGUCGGCUUGUAUUGGUAUGGGAGCUGUGGUCAAAAAGCGCUUCAACUCUUCAAUCGCUCUCACCUGCUCUGCGCCCCAGAUCCAGAUUUGGUUCUUUCUCGUAAGGCGUGUCAGGGGUUCGGUGACUAGAAAAAUUUGGCAUGAAUUUUCGACAUCAGGAGCAUGUUUGAAUGUCCUGGGGUGUUUAAGAUUAUUCGGCUCUUUCAUUUCAAGCACAGCGCUUACCUUCUCAGGGUCGGUAGAAACCUUGUGUAAUGACAUGCCCUUAGUACUUAACGCUCUGUCUUGCGAAAACGCACUUCUCUCUGUUGAGGUGUAGGUUGAAUUCCGCAAGACGUUUGAAAACUCUCUCUAGGUCCUGUAGAUGGCGCUUGUACCCUUGAGAUAUUAUACACAUAUUAUCUAAGUACCUUAAAAUAGUUACCUCUUGUAACGCGGCGCAGGAGCUCAAACGAUCAAUGAGUCGCUGGAAAGUAGCCGGCGCCUAGCGCAAUCCGCACAGCAUUCUCUUGAAACGAAAGUUACCCAGAGGACAGACAAAGGCAGUAUUAUCUAUGUCGCACUCUCUAACGUGGAGUUGCCAGUAUGAGAAACGGAGAUCAAGCGUAUUCAUGAAACGGUCUCUCUUCAUGCUCUGAAACAACUCUUCUAUGCUGGGCAUGGGAUAUGAAUCGGCCUUGGCUAUCACGUUGAGGCGUCUAUAAUCGACGCAAUAAAAUGACUGAUCACUUUUAACUGCACUUUCGCUAGAUUUUGAGUGAGUCCUAUUUUUAGAUAAGUUAGUAUAGAAUUGAUCACCUUCUUUUGAAUCUAACUUACAAAACUGGUUCCUCUCGUGACCGAAGAAAAGGCAAUAUGAACUUUUCGAGCAUCGUUUUCUCUCCACGGAAUCAUGUACACAAGGCGUUCCGGGAACAAGCGGCGGCUGCGUCGGGGACGGCGCCGCUCGAAGCGCACGCCGCGGUACGCGCCGUAACGGCUGGCGGCGGCCGACACGUCUGGCACCGGCCGUUGAUUCUUGCUAAUUCUCCUGUUAGUCUUGAGGCAUUGUGCUCGUAGCGAAGCUCGUCCGUCGCGUCUUCAAUUUGGCGCGCUCUUUGUAGGAGCACGUCGAAUGAACUUACUUCGUCCCGGCGAAUUCUCUCCUCUACGCGGCGGCUAACAAUUCCGUAAAUCAUGUCUAGCUGGACUUUCUCGCUUAGGUCGCCGGUUCUUUCAUCGUUCUGUUGACCUCGUUUGAACAGUUGAGCGUAUAUACGGAGUAGAGGCCUGCGAUCACCGAAAGCAUCUCUUAGGGCUGAGAUGGCAUCGCACCACGAAGGUAUGGAGGCCUUUACAUCCGGCCACCAGACGGCGGCGUCGCCGCACAGCAGCAUGGACCAUUCCCGUUCUCAUCCGAGAUGUCGGAGCAGUCGCGAUACGCCUCGGCGUCAUCCAGGAAGGCAUCAAGCGACUCGUCCGCCGCCCCACUAAAGUGGUACAUCGGGCGAAGUUCGCGUGUGGAUGUGAUGCGGGCGCUGGUGUUGAUGUGUUAUGCCGUAUCGUGUCAAAUAAUGAUUUCAAAACCUCUGUUUGGCUCCGCUGUAGUGCCUCUACUAUCGUCGACACGUGCUCGCUGGAGAAAGUUGCUUCGGUUGUGGUGUUUGAAGCGCGAGGCGUCAGUGGCGCCGAUUUCGCAGGCGGGAGAAGCGCUUGUAGAUGCUUCUCGAAAAGGCUCGCAGAUUUUGCGCGAGGCGUCGCCGGCGCCAUAUUAUUGGGUCGCGGGCGCGCUCGGGGAGGCCGAUCGCAGCAAGCGGACAGAUGACGCGUCCGUUGUAUCUUCAUCCCUGCGAUUUUGGCCCGCACAGUUAUCACUUCGAGUGUUCACCAUGAUGAACAGUUACCGAUUCGCCGACUCACCGCUAGAUUUUUCUUACCACGUUGAGGCGCCAGUUUUGUGUUUCCUAUUUUUUCCCCUGCCUAAGCUGAUGGCCUUGAGAGGCCAUUUCAGCGUAACCCUAACAAGUGGGUGAGCUCGCCGGGCUCAAACGUGACGACGUUGCUAACACUAACCCUAGCAAGAGCAGUCCUUAACAAAAUCUACCACCGGAUCGGAAACGCGACCCACAGAGAAGAUCCGGCGAGAGCCUCAGUGGGCUGUGUUUGUGGGUUAAUUUACUCGCCGAGCCCUUCGUCACAAGCGACGGGUUCGACGAGAACGACGACCGGUGCUUGCCAAAAGAAAUACCUCGCUCACUACUGUUUGAGUCGCGCUGAGAGCCGACAACGAGAACUCUUGAUUGGUGGCGACUACCGUUUAGGUUGCUAUACAUAUCUAUCUAUAUAUAUAAAAGAAAGUCGUGUUAGUUACACCAUUUAUAACUCAAGAACGGCUGAACUGAUUUGGUUGUAAAUUGGUGAGAAGGUAGCUUAGAGCCAGGAGAAGGGACAUAGGAUACUUUUUAUCACAUUCCCGUGGGACGUGACAUAAAACGUGGUAUAAAAAAACGCAACUGAUAUGGAAUAACAAAACGCAACUGACAGCUAAAUGUUCUAUGGUUAAAUUUUGAAGUUGACCGGUUGAUGUGUUUGCAACAAAUUGACCGUGUGGCGGAACAAAGCUCGCCGGGUCCGUUAGUUAUUUAAUACAAGCAAAAUUUGUUUCUGGAAUAUACAAGGAUAAAAUUGUGUUCUGUGGUUGUGUACUGCUGAUUAGAUCAGUAUUCUGUUUGUAUUGUUUUAAGAAUCUUCUAUAAUAUGUACAUAGAUACACUUAUUAAUUUGAGCAAUUGAUUUUGUUUCACCAUACACUUGCUCUGAGUAAAAUGAUUAAUGUAAAUAAAAUAAAAAUUUAUUUAUAAUGUUUUAUUUUUAAUUCGAAAUUGAAUGUAACAAAUUGAGAAUGUAUACUACUCUACUCCUAAGACUUCGAUUUUGAUUCGAUUAUAUACAUAUGUAUAUAGUUAUAAAAAUAUAUAAAUUUAAUAUGAAGAAAUUUAAAUGUGUUCUAGCGAUUAUUAAAUUAUUUUGAAGAUGAA
This is a messenger RNA of Bombyx mori (domestic silkworm), 5874 nucleotides long. Its product is annotated as golgin-45. Gene Ontology annotation, cellular component: Golgi membrane. Bases 161 to 1417 code for a protein of 418 amino acids. Lineage: Eukaryota; Metazoa; Arthropoda; Insecta; Lepidoptera; Bombycidae. The record is from RefSeq and is a predicted model, not a curated record. Gene Ontology annotation, biological process: Golgi organization; Golgi to plasma membrane protein transport. The transcript has 6 exons.